Plasmodium reichenowi is the source of this 2979-nucleotide messenger RNA. Its product is annotated as putative membrane protein. The transcript has a single exon. Lineage: Eukaryota; Apicomplexa; Aconoidasida; Haemosporida; Plasmodiidae. The record is from RefSeq and is a predicted model, not a curated record. Bases 1 to 2979 code for a protein of 992 amino acids.
AUGAAAUUAACUUGUUACUGUAUUAUGUUUUUAUUUAUACAUAUAAUAAAAUAUGUUAGUUGUGAAGAGUAUAAAAUAAACAAAGAAGGAGAUAAUGGAAUACAUAAUAAGGAGGAAAUAAAAAAUGAAAAGUACGAUAAUACUAAUUAUGAAAAUAAGAAUAAUGAUAAUAAUAAAAAUAUUGAUAGUAAUAAUAGAGAAGACCAUAUAAUGAAAUUACUUCCAAUUCAAAAAGACAAAGAUAAUGAUAUCAUCGAUGAACAUAUAAACAAUAAAAUAAAUUAUUAUGAAAAGGAUAAUAUAAAAGAAGAGAUAAAACAUAAUACUGAAAAUAAUAAUAAUAAUAAUAUUUUUAUACAAGAAAAAGAUAAUAUACAACUUUUUGUUGAUAAAAAAAAACAUUUGGAAGAAAGAAAUCAAAAUGUCAUACAUGAAAAUAUGAAACAGGAGAAAGAUAAAAAUAAAGAAACACAAAAUGGAAAUGAUAUAGAUGAAAAUAAAAAGCAAAAAGAAAAAGAACAACAUACAAACCAACUAAUAGACAAUCGAAAUGAUCAAAUUCGUAAUGUGGAAAAAGAAGACGUACACAAUGGUUAUGAAAACGACGAGGCUGGUACACAUGAAGAGGAGGAAAAUAAAGAAGAUAAGAAGGAUACUGAACAAAAAGAUGAUAAUAAAGAAGAUAAGAAGGAUACUGAACAAAAAGAUGAUAAUAAAGAAGAUAAGAAGGAUACUGAACAAAAAGAUGAUAAUAAAGAAGAUAAGAAGGAUACUGAACAAAAAGAUGAUAAUAAAGAAGAUAAGAAGGAUACCGAACAAAUAGAUAAAAACAAAGAAGAUAAGAAAGAUACCGAACAAAUAGAUGAAAACAAAGAAGAUAAGAAGGAUAUCGAACAAAUAGAUAAAAACAAAGAAGAUACGAAAGAUACCGAACAAUUAGAUAAAAACAAAGAAGAUAAGAAAGAUACCGAACAAUUAGAUAAAAACAAAGAAGAUAAGAAAGAUACCGAACAAAUAGAUAAAAACAAAGAAGAUAAGAAAGAUACCGAACAAAUAGAUAAAAACAAAGAAGAUAAGAAAGAUAACGAACAAAUAGAUAAAAACAAAGAAGAUAAGAAAGAUAACGAACAAAUAGAUAAAAACAACGAAGAUACGAAGGCCCCUCACCAAAAAGAUGAUAAGAACGAUGGGGCGUCUUGUGAAGAAGAAAAGAGAGUCAUUAUGUCAGAAAUAAAAACCAUAAAAGAAGAUUUAGAUAAUUGUAAUAUAACAAAUAAGAAGGAUAAAAAUGAAUGUAUUGUAAAAGUCAAUGAGAGUGAAAGGAAAUUAAAUUUAUGUAAAGAGAAAGCACUUAAAUGUAAAGGACAAAUAAAAGGGAUACAUCAUAAGUGUGAUGAAAGGUUAGAUAGGAAAAAUAAAGAAAUGAUAAUAUUACAAGGAAUUAUAAAUAAAUUAGAGAAUAAAAUAGAUGAAGAUAAAAAGAAUGAUAAUAAAAAUUUCCAAGAUAAUAUAAAAGAAAGCGAAGGAAAGAAUAAAGAGAUUCCUUUAGAAAAUAAAAACACUAAAGAUAAUGUUAAAAGAAAUGAAAAAAAUGUACAUCAUGAAGAUUAUAGUAGUCAUCAUAAUAUAUAUAGACAAGAAGACAAUUAUUUAAUUUCAUAUGAAAUUUUAAAAAAUUAUUUUGAGAAAAUAUUUGAAAUAUAUAAAACAUUAUAUAUUAUAAUAGUAGAGAAAACGUUUCUAUCCAUUUUUGUUAAUAAUAUAUUAUAUACUAUAGAUUUAAUUGUAUUCUUAACAAAAAAAUGUAUAACAAGUAGUAUAGAUAUAAUAUAUAUAUGUUAUAGAUUUUUUGGACAUCAUUAUAUCAUAAAUUGUAUGAUUCAGUUAUUUGAAAAUAGUUUUUUAUAUAAUUAUUAUAAUUUUUUUAAAAGAAAAAUAAAUAAUAUAAAAAUAAUGUUAGAAAAUUGUUUCUCAACUUUAAUAAGUGAGAGUAAACCUAAAGUGAUGACAUUAAAAAAUAAUAUUCAAAAGAAUGUAGAUGUGUUUGUACAUAAAUUAAAUGAUAGUUCAGAAAAUUUAGUAAAUCAUAUUAAUACGAUAAAUCCACAUGUCAGAGGAAUUAUCCCUCCAAGUUUGUCGGAUAAAAUAAUACUCUUAAUAUUUUUUACUAUUGUAAAUAUAAUACAUUUAUAUAUAUUAUUUUGUUUAUUAUUUAUAUUAUACGAAUUUUUGAAAAGAGCUACAACAUUUACAAUAAAAUGGGGAUCAUUAAUAAUUCGCCAUAUUUAUUAUUUCAUCUUCUUUUUUCUCACCAUACCUGUAAGACCGUGUAUGAGGAAAAGAGCUGGAAAGGGACGUAGAGGAUAUAGAAGACACGACGAUUUUAUGUAUAACAGUGAUCGUAUGAAUAACUACGAAAGAGUAAAUAGUUUUGAUAGAAAGGGUAGCUACGACUAUAACAGAAAUGGUUAUGACGAGAAAGGUAGUUAUGAACGUAAUUAUAAUUAUGACAGAACCUAUGAUAGGAAUUAUGAUAGAACCUAUGAUAGGAAUUAUGAUAGAAAUUAUGAUAGGAAUUAUGAUAGAACCUAUGAUAGGAAUUAUGAUAGAACCUAUGAUAGGAAUUAUGAUAGGAAUUAUGAUAGAACCUAUGAUAGAACCUAUGAUAGAAAUUAUGAUAGAACCUAUGAUAGAAACUAUGAUCGUAAUAAUGAUCGUAAUAAUGAUCGUAAUAAUGAUCGUAUUAAUGAUCGUAUUAAUGAUCGUAUUAAUGAUCGUAAUAGUGAUCGUAUUAAUGAUCGUAUUAAUGAUCGUAAUAAUGAUCGUAAUAAUGAUCGUAAUCACGAUCGUAAUCAAGAUCGUACCCAUGAUCUUACAUAUAAUAAUAAUGAUGCAUAUGAAAAAUCUGAAGAAUUAACAAUGAAUAAUUCAGAAUUAAAAAAAAUGAAAACUUCAAAUAUACAUGAGAGAAAAUAUUGA